Camellia sinensis is the source of this 901-nucleotide messenger RNA. RefSeq lists its product as uncharacterized. Lineage: Eukaryota; Viridiplantae; Streptophyta; Magnoliopsida; Ericales; Theaceae. Gene Ontology annotation, molecular function: cysteine-type endopeptidase inhibitor activity. The record is from RefSeq and is a predicted model, not a curated record.
UAAUUUUGCGUGUCACCGAUUGGUGUCCAACUACAAAUAGCCAUCCCCAAAACUCAAAUUUCUCAAAUACCUCGUACCCUUCGAAAAUCUGUCAAAGAUGUCUGCUAUUCGUACCCCUGGAUCCGAAACCUCUCCGGAACAAAAACAACCAUCGCUGAAAACGCAGAAAUUGGGUGAUGAUGAUGACAACAAGGUUAAAUUGUUUCGCUACAAGGGUUUUGAGAUAGAACAGCAAUUUCAGAUGACGCAUGAGGAUAGUUUGAGGUACAGCAAACAGGUCGAGGAGAGCGGGGGGUUUGAUGUUGAAGCUUUCCACCCUUGUUCCUAUUGUGUUAUACGACCUUUGAAGAAAUUAAACAAGAGCCUUCGUAAGAAGCUUGAACGCUAUUCAAAGAGGGCAAUUGCCGAAUUCAACUUGAAAAAUAGUACAAAUUUCCAGUUUGUGAAGGUCCACAAGGCAAAUGCACGGGUGGUCAGUGGCCUGGUGUAUUAUAUUACGUUUGCUGCUAAGGAUCCUGCUGCUACUGAAUUUGAGAUCUUCCAAGUUUCUUUGUAUGCUCCAAUAGCUGCAGACAUAAGGAUCUACCUUUGUCGGAUUAAACCAAAGGCUUAGAGGUUAUGGAAGAUGUCAUGAGAGCAAUAUGUUUAGGGAAGGUUUAAUGCAGCAAUAUUUGGGUGAAAGGGACCGCACUAUGUUUACUGAUGGAUUUAUAAGCUUUUGUUUCUUGUGAGUUUAGGAUUGUUGGUGCCUACAAACUAAAGCUUAACUAUGCAUAUUGAUAGUUACAAAAGAUGGUUGAUUUUUAUCUUGUGAGAUCUUCUAUUUCCCCCUCCUGGUUGGGUUGUUAUCCAAUUUCUCAAUGCUAUACUUGCUGAUGUUCUUAUGCUGUGUUUCUGCUUC